AUGUCAACUAAAAAAAAUGAGAAACGAGUUUCGACACGAAAAAAGUCUGUGCUACCGCUUAAAGUGAAAAUUGAAAUGCUUGAUCGAAUACGCCUCGGAAAGUCAUUUGCAAAAAAGGGUACCCCCAAGUGUCCAAUGGUCCGGGAGAAGGUAAAGCGUGUUUACGCUCAUUUUAAAGAACCUGAUGGUAGUUGUAGUGGUGAAUAUAUGGAUGGAGAAUUUCAAGCGUCGGAAGGUUGGUUCAAUAAAUUUAAGGUGAGACAAUCAUUGCAUAAGAUUAAAAUCGUUGGAGUAGCAGCAUCUGCAGACACUGCUGCAGUGGAGCGAUAUCCAGAAGAAUGUGCAAGCCUAGUAGCUGACGGAGGACACAAACCAGAGCAAGUAUUUAAUGCAGACGAAACUGCACUGUUUCGGAAGAGAACGCCAAACAAGACAUUCAUUUCUAAAGGCGAAAAGUCUGCUCCUGGAUUUAAGGCAGCAAAGGAUAGAGUUACACUGAUGCUAUGUUCUAAUGCAUCUGGAGAUUGUGUCAUUAAGCCGCUGAUGCUUUACAGAUCGUAUAAUCCUCAAGCUUUACAAAAUCAAAACAAGGACAAACAGUCAGUGUUUUGGAGUGCUAAUAAGAAAGCGUGGGUUACAAGCGCUAUUUUUUUUUUGGACAAUGCACCAGAUCAUCCUCGCGAACAUGAAACUAUGAAUCCAAAUAUAAAAGCUACAUUUUUGCCUCCCAACACGACGGCUUUGCUUCAACGUAUGGACCAAGGAAUAAUCACGCCUUUCAGCUCUAUUACAUGA
This is a messenger RNA of Glossina fuscipes, 795 nucleotides long. RefSeq names its product tigger transposable element-derived protein 1-like. Bases 1 to 795 code for a protein of 264 amino acids. The transcript is spliced from 2 exons. Lineage: Eukaryota; Metazoa; Arthropoda; Insecta; Diptera; Glossinidae. Gene Ontology annotation, cellular component: nucleus. The record is from RefSeq and is a predicted model, not a curated record. Gene Ontology annotation, molecular function: DNA binding.